Molecule: messenger RNA, 923 nt
Organism: Syzygium oleosum
Lineage: Eukaryota; Viridiplantae; Streptophyta; Magnoliopsida; Myrtales; Myrtaceae
Exons: 4
Coding region: 122-556 (144 amino acids)
Source: RefSeq, a predicted model, not a curated record
UAAACAUGGUCUUGAAAUCGCCCUAACGACAGUCACUCUUGCCAACGUCAGUGAACACCCCUUCUUCUUCUACUUCAAUGGCGGACUGAGCGAGCCGUUCCAGUUCCAAAUUCCAAUUUCAAUGGGUCCUCCCUCACCUCCCAAUCCUCCAUCCACCGCCCCGCCCAAUCCCCAGGUCGACGCCGACGCCGACGCCGACGCCGGCGCCGGCGACGUUGCGGGAGAUGCGGAGGACAGGAAGCCUGAUUCGAACGAGCUCGCCCGGGACUCUAAUGAUGCCGGGGACAUUGAAAAGUACAGAAAAUAUGAAGCAGACUAUACUCGACGACUGAUGGCAAAGUACUUCUCAAAAAAGACUAUAUACGGAGGUGACAUAUUUGACGAGGAAUUGACAAUAGAUGGUGAGGUUAUAAAGUCAAGCAGGUGGCCUUAUACCCGAUCAUACGCAGACACUGUUAACAGUUUUGAGGACCAGAGCUGCAGCGGCUCAGCUUCAGCAGCUGAAACGGCUAUGGCCAUCUCAAAUGGGAAGCAUCCACUGAAGAAGAAGGACUGACCCUGAUGUUCUCAUUCUCGUACUUGGGUUUAAUGAUUUCACAAUUCAAGGAGAAAUUGACGUAAUAGAAUGUUAAAGCUAAUGAAGCGUGCUUUUUCUCACCACCUACAUCCAGUCUUUGGUAAUACUCACCAGGCAAAAGAAUGAAAUGCUAUACGGUCUACUGACCGAUUAUUGAGAAUCUGAGUUUCUAGAGGAAUCAGAGGAUGCCUUCUUGUAUAUUUUAUGAUAUACUCUUCAUUUUGGAAGAAAGCCUGAAAUGAAUGGCCCUGAGAAUUGAGUUCGUGAUAGAGCAAGUCAAUACCCUGCUUGUCAAUGUGUACUCCAAGUCAAUAUUUAGUCCUUGAGGAGAUGCAAUUUUUUCCCA